UGCUCGGGAGUCCGCGGGGACUCAGGCGAGUACUUGGUGGCCGCGGACGGCGCGGGCGCGCCCGUCAUGGUGCCCUGCGACAUGCGGACGGCCCGCGGCGGCUGGACCGUCAUCCAGAGGCGCGCCGACGGCUCGCAGGACUUCAACCGCAAGUGGGAGGACUACAGCAAGGGCUUCGGCAAGCUAGCCGGCGAGUUCUGGAUCGGUAACGAGGCCCUCCACCGACUGACGGCGGACGGCUGCAUGGAGCUGCGCGUCGAGCUGGGCGACAUCUACGGGCAGCGCUGGCUGGCCGAGUACGACCAGGUGGUGGUCGGGGCGCGCGAGGACGGCUUCCGGCUCAGCGUGACCGGCUACCGCGGCAACGCCUCGGACGCCCUCGACUACCAGACGGGCAUGGAGUUCUCGGCGCCGGACCGCGACCGCGACACCUCGCACACCCACUGCGCCCAGAACUACGAGGGCGGCUGGUGGUUCUCGCACUGCCAGCACGCCAACCUCAACGGCCGCUACAACCUGGGCCUGACCUGGUUCCAGGCCGACCGCAACGAGUGGAUCGCCGUGGCCACGUCCGAGCUCAAGCUGCGACGCCAGCCGGGCUGCGUGUCCAGGUCACCGCCGUCCACCACCAGCACCACGAGCACCACCACGGACGCGCCCAGCACCACCAGCGACACCAGCCUGGCCUCGAGCCUGGCCUCCACCAGCGACCUCAGCGACGCCACGGUCUGAGACCGGUCACUUGUUGUCGAUUCGGCGCCGCCGCCGCUGCGUUGAGGGAAAGGGGUUAUUUCGACGACCACCACUUCUCCAUAGGACGUGAUUAUAUACUUAUUGAGAAUGUUACGGUGUUCUUACUUCCUAGUCAGAGUGUGACUGAGACUUUGAGGGGGCUGGUGCCACGAUGUUACCGUGCCGUAAGGGAAUGACCAUAAAUUCAGUUGCGUUUCGUACAGUCUGACUGUGUUUCGACACUCUUGAACCCCCAUAGAUUCUCAAAAAUAUGUGAACUUUUGUCGAACUAGAGACUAUAGGGUUCUAGAGCUAAGCAAGUCAAAGGUUUUAUGUUGGUGCAUGUAAUUUGUGCCCACUCUGCUGUGGAUUUGCAAGAACCAUUAGACUUCAACAAACUGUCAUUCAAAUGGAUGACAAGUUUUCUUCCUUUUCCAUGUAGAAAAAAAAAUAGGCUGAUUUUUGUUUAUUUAAUAAAAUGAUGGGAUUUCUCAACUUUAUUACACAGUCAGAAAUAGUUGGGCAAUUGAUAUCAAUAAGGAUUCGGUUUUGGCUGUGUAACUUUUCAAUUAUUGAUGUGAGUAUUUAUACGUGACAAAAUAAAUGACUUGCGAGAGAAAAGUCAUUUGCCCAUUUGCAUAGGGUGAAACUUAAUAGCAGUAAACCAAAGCAAUUUUUUUUGUUACCAAUUUAUUUUGUAAAAGUUCAACUUGUAUGUAGUAUGUAAUAAACAGCAUUAAGUGUUUUCUUUUCAGAGAAAUGAACUUGUUUUCAGCUGUUUAAUUUUUAGGUCUGUUAUUUAUUUGUAAAUAAUUUUCACAGAAUAUUGUAUAAACUAAGUCAUAAUAGAAAAUUUCAAAUUCAUUAGCAUUAUUUAGGAAUAUAUUGUUCUCAAAAACAUCUCUUUUAGGCAUGAUAGAGCCAUUGCUUAAACUUGCUAUGGCAUAGUUGUCUUGUCGCUAAUUGGUUACUCAUAAUUCAUUUUGAAAUGUAAUGAAUUAUUCAUUUAAUGAAGGUAUUUACUUUCUCAAAAUGUUUAAGUAAGGUAUUGGUAUCAGCACCCAAAGACAUGUAAAUUAAAAUACCUCUCAUUGCUAGGUUUUAAAAUUAAAUUUAAGUUAUUAAGAUGAGUGUCUGAAUUGCGAUAAAGUGAUCAUAUGUGUGACUGUGUGAGUAAAUGAGGUGAGGAACAUGUAAAGUGUCUACAAAUAAGUAAACGUGAAUAAAGAUUUGUUUUAAUGAUAAA
Messenger RNA from Frankliniella occidentalis (western flower thrips), 1978 nucleotides. RefSeq names its product protein scabrous-like. The transcript has 2 exons. The record is from RefSeq and is a predicted model, not a curated record. NCBI's taxonomy places the organism in Eukaryota, Metazoa, Arthropoda, Insecta, Thysanoptera, Thripidae. Bases 67 to 732 code for a protein of 221 amino acids.